Pristis pectinata (smalltooth sawfish) is the source of this 2451-nucleotide messenger RNA. Its product is annotated as tripartite motif-containing protein 46-like. The transcript is spliced from 11 exons. Lineage: Eukaryota; Metazoa; Chordata; Chondrichthyes; Rhinopristiformes; Pristidae. Bases 54 to 2321 code for a protein of 755 amino acids. Gene Ontology annotation, molecular function: protein binding; zinc ion binding. The record is from RefSeq and is a predicted model, not a curated record.
GUAGCCCAUGUAACCCAUCCUCAGAGAGGGAGCAUCGCACGCCUGCAUUUAGCAUGGCUGAGCCGGCCGCUGGCGAAUUAUACCAUUUAAACUCAAUUAUGGACACCCUCUCCACAAUAAGUGCCGCCAUGAAGAACAUCGAGCGGGAGCUGAUCUGCCCGGUGUGCAAGGAGAUGUUCAAGCAGCCCAUCCUCCUGCCCUGCGCCCACAACGUCUGCCUGAUGUGCGCCACCGAGCUGCUAGUGCAGCAGGGCGUCCUGUGCGCCGAGCCCAGCUCGGAACCCUCCUCGCCCGCCUCCACCCCCAUGAUGCGCAGCCCCCGCCUCGGCCGGCGGGCUGGCCCCAAGACUGACCGGUUGGACCGACUGAUCCGGGCAGGUUACGGUACGUACCCAGGACGCAGGCGCGGAGCUGCCCACGCCCAGACCAUCAGCAUGCCCUGCCCGAGCUGCCAGCAGGACGUGGACCUCGGGGAGCGCGGGCUGUCCGACCUCUUCCGCAACCUGACCCUGGAGCGGAUCGUGGAACGGUAUAAGCACUCGGCCGAGCUGGGGGCCGCCGUGCCCUGCCAGGUGUGCAAGCCCCCCGCCCAGGAAGCCACCAAGGGUUGCACCGACUGCCGUGUCAACUACUGCAAGGAGUGCUUCAAGCUCUACCACCCUUGGGGCACGCCCAAGGCUCAGCACGAAUCUAUUGGACCCACGCUCAGCUUCAGGCCCAAGGUCCUGAUGUGUCCCGAGCACGAGAUGGAGAGGGUGAACCUAUACUGUAAGACGUGUCAACGCCUCAUCUGCCAACUCUGCAAGCUGCGGAGGGUCCACACCGCGCACAAGAUCACCCCCGUCGCUAGCGCCUAUCAGGCGCUAAAGGAUAAGCUCACCAAGGCGAUCACAUUCAUCCUGACCAAUCAGAACCUGGUCCAAACACAGAUCCAAGUGCUGGAUGAGCUCGUUCAACAGACGGAGGCCAACAGCUCGCGGGCACGGGAGGAGGUGGCGGGCUUGAUCGGCGAGCUGAGCCACGCGCUGGAGGAGAAGCAGAGCUCCCUGCUCGAGGCCAUCGACCAGUGCCAGCGUCAGCGGCUGCUCCGGCUGAUGGGCCAGAUCUCGCAGCACCAGGGAAUGCUGGAGCAUUCCGGGAUGGUGGGCUUCGCGCAGGAGAUCCUGAAGGAGACGGACCACGCCUGCUUCAUCCAGGCCGCCAGGCAGCUACAUACCAGGAUCGUGAAGGCCACAGAGUCGCUGCAGAACUUCACGCCGGCCGCAGAGCCGUCCUUCACCCACUUCCAGCUGGACAUCAGCAGGGAGCUGAAGCUCCUCAGUGACCUUCAGUUCGCCACAGCGCCGGACGCUCCGGUGAUCGACACGCAACGCACCUACGCGUACGACCAGAUCUACCUCUGCUGGCGCCUGCCCAAGGACUCGGCAGCUGCCUGGCACUACGACGUGGAGUAUCGGCAGGCAGACCACCCGGCCAAGGGACCCCGUCCCCGCUGGCAGCGCAUCGAGGAGGUGCGCGGCACGGGGGCCGUGGUGGGACACCUGGACACCGACCGCGUCUACGCCCUGAGGGUGCGCGGCUUCAACAAGGCUGGGCACGGGGAGUACAGCGAGGAGAUCUACCUGCGCAGUCCGCCCGCGCCAGUCCUCCACUUCCUCCUGGACAACAAGUGGGGCUAUAGCCAGGACCGUGUCAUCGUCAGCAAGGACCAGCGGGCAGUCCGCAGUGUGGCUGGGAUCCCCAUGCUAUUUGCUGCCGAGCGGAUCAUGACCUCGUGCCACCUGUCCAUUGACCUAAUCAUCGGGGACGUGGCCCUGACCCAGGGCAAGCACUACUGGGCUUGCUCUGUCGACCCUGGCUCCUACCUGGCCAAGGUCGGCGUGGGCCUGGAGAGCAAGCUCCAGGAGUGGUUCCACAUCCCCCAGGAUGUGGUCAGCCCCAGGUACGAUCCCGACAGCGGGCACGACAGCGGGGCCGAAGACGCCACGGUGGAGGCCUCCCCGCCCAACGCCUUCCUGACCAUCGGCAUGGGCAAGGUGCUGCUGCCUCAGGGCUCCCCUCUGCCACCUGCCCGCGACCCGGCGGGGGGCACCGUUCCCCCUCCCCUCCCGGCUGGGCAUCUGCCUGGACUACGAGAGGGGCCGGGUCACCUUCUACGACGCGGUAUCCUUCCGGAGCCUGUGGGAGUGUGGCGUGGACUGCAGUGGACCCGUCUGCCCGGCCUUCUGCUUUGUGGGAGGGGGAGCCCUCCACCUUCCAGGAGCUGGUGGCCACCAAGCCCGAGCAGAAAGCCCCCAAUGGCGCCCCACAGAAGGCUCUGAACAACUGCAGCCCCUUCGGAGGUUGGAACCCGGGACCCUUGCGUCCGCUGCCGUUUUUCCCCCGCCCGGAUUCUGGAACGCCGAUAUUGAAGCUCGAGGUCAACGGCCUGGAGUUACGAAUGUCCGGGUG